UUCAGGGGACUUGUAUUUCAUAAUGACACAUUUAUUUAUUUCAGGUGACUUGUAUUUCAUAAUGCCACAUUUCCAUUCCUUAUAUGCAAAUGAACGGGGCGUGGUUAGCUCACAGAUCCAGACCAAAGCAACAGCACCACACUCCAGUACUCUUAAGUGGUUUGCAAGCUGCCAAUAAACCAAACCGGUUCAAGAACCAUUCUUGUGCUUUUCUGGUGCUUAACUGGUUCUUCUCUGGUUCUGAGUCCAGAGCCAGUUGCAGGCUACAGCCUGAUUUAGCUCUGGUUCUUCCUGUUUCAGCCGCAGCGGAGCCGGCUCUAAACACCGAAAACCGGUUCUUAGCGGACCCCACUUGGCUGCCCGGCAAGAACCAAGAACCACGCUCACGUCGGAAGGGGGCUAGAUUAACCUGAGCCAUAAUAACAGUUUAUGGCGAGAACGGAAAAUGAAAGUUGUAACAAGCAGUAGCGCUGAGCAAAGUGAGAAGAUCGUUCUUAUUAUACAUCCACAGUAAAGAUCAGUUGAGAGCUGAGAGCCGUUUCUGUGACUCCGCCCAAUGCUGCUCUUCUGAGAGCAACCGCUCUGACAGCUCUCUCUAGUCUCUACUGGGAAACAGCUAAAAGUCCUUCUGGAGGCUUUGCAUUUGAACUCCUAUGACUGUUUGCGGACUUGAAGGGAACGACUUCCUGGCCUUCCUGACAUCCAGGAAAAAGUUUUAUUGGACAGAGGCAGUAGAGAUCUACUGGAAACAGUGGAGAGGGAGGAGAUGAUAUGCAGCAAAAGGCCCAGCCGGAUGGUUGCUGCUCCGUGUGGAACGUGUUCUAUCAGAAAGGAUCAUGCCAGCCCACAUCAAACACCUGAUCAAGAGCUUGUGAACCUCACUGCUGCGGACACCUGUGUGAUAUUCGACUCUGACUGGAACCCUCAAAAUGACCUGCAGGCUCAAGCUCGGUGUCAUCGUUUUGGCCAGUCUAAGGCGGUGAAGGUGUACCGUCUGAUCACUAGAAACUAUGAUAGGGAAAUGCUGGAUAAAGCUAGUCUUAAGCUCGGGCUGGACCGUGCCGUCCUGCAGAGCAUGAGUGGGAACAAAAAAGGCAACAACAACCCGGUCCAGCAGUUCUCCAAGAAGGAGAUCAAGGACCUGCUGAGGAAAGGAGCCUACGCCGCCAUCAUGGACGAGAACGACGAAGGCAAUCGCUUCUGCUAG
Molecule: messenger RNA, 1207 nt
Organism: Notothenia coriiceps (black rockcod)
Lineage: Eukaryota; Metazoa; Chordata; Actinopteri; Perciformes; Nototheniidae
Product: chromodomain-helicase-DNA-binding protein 8-like
Exons: 6
Coding region: 767-1207 (146 amino acids)
Source: RefSeq, a predicted model, not a curated record